Ostreococcus lucimarinus CCE9901 is the source of this 879-nucleotide messenger RNA. RefSeq lists its product with no specific name. Bases 1 to 879 code for a protein of 292 amino acids. NCBI's taxonomy places the organism in Eukaryota, Viridiplantae, Chlorophyta, Mamiellophyceae, Mamiellales, Bathycoccaceae. The transcript has a single exon. Gene Ontology annotation, molecular function: protein binding. The record is from RefSeq and is a predicted model, not a curated record.
AUGGCAAAGGUGAAGAUAAUGCUAAUAUUGUCGAUGGUGUUGAUACUGCGCAUGCCGAGCGCACUCGCAGGCGCACUCACACACGCACUCCUCCGUGUGGGUGGUCCACGUGUAAGGCAAGCUGUCGAAAAAGGGAUGAAACAAGGCAUUAUGGAUUCGUUUCCAGGAGGCGUCCAGGACCUCCUCGCAUACUUGCACCGCCACAGAGAGGACGAAAUCAAACAGGAGUUUGGGUGCAUGGCGCUCAUGAUCAUGUGCCGGGAAAACACUGAGAACAGACGCAUCGCCGGAGAGCAGGGCGCGAUCCAGGCCGUCGUGAACGCCUUGAACCGCCACAGAGAGAACAAGGAAGUGCAGAGGGACGGACACAUGGCGCUCGUGAUCAUGUGCGAGGACAACACCGAGAACAGACGCAUCGCCGGAGAGCAGGGCGCGAUCCAGGCCGUCGUGGACGCCUUGAACCGCCACAGAGGGAACAGGGAAGUGCAGAGGGACGGACAACUGGCGCUCGCGAUCAUGUGCAAGGACAACACUGAGAACAGACGCAUCGCCGGAGAGCAGGGCGCGAUCCAGACCGUCGUGGACGCCUUGAACCGCCACAGAGGGAACAGGGAAGUGCAGAGGGACGGACAACUGGCGCUCGCGAUCAUGUGCAAGGACAACACUGAGAACAGACGCAUCGCCGGAGAGCAGGGCGCGAUCCAGACCGUCGUGGACGCCUUGAACCGCCACAGAGGGAACAAGGAAGUCCAGGCGAACGGGCACAUGGCGCUCGCGAGCAUGUGCAUUAACAACACUGAGAACAGACGCAUCGUAGACGCGUAUGGGCAAACAGUUAGUUAUUCUCCACAGCCUCCAUUCGCGCGACCAGAGCGUUGA